CCGACGAAUCAAAAAUGGAAAAAUUGGUAAUUUCGCUAAAUUCCAAGAGUACUUUAUUUUCCCUACCUCCCUCAUCCCUCCCAAGUUCUCCCGCUGCGAGGUCUCUAAAAUAAAACCCAUACAAGAAAAAUCAGAAGAAAGAAGCAGCAGAAGAAGAAGGCACAUCCUUAAUUCUUUCCUUUUGCAGAAUCCAUUAGCCGAUCUUCUCCGGGAUGCUCUAACUCUUUCUCUCUAUUAAUGGAGAUUUUGAAUCUUUCAUACACAACUCUCUUUCAGCAGCGUUUCUGAACAAUUAAUCUUUAGAUCAUUAAGCUCAAGGGUUUUCUUUAUUCGCGAAGAUGUCUCUCCCUCCAAUUGAGUGUAAAUAUGUCACAGAGGAGUUCCUCCGGGAAUGGAAAGAUGGGAAUAGCAAUUUCGAAAUGCAGACUCCGGUGCCAGUGGCUCGGUUUCUGUAUGAGCUCUGUUGGACUAUGGUACGAGGAGAAUUGCCCUUCCAGAAGUGUAAAGCAGCGUUGGAUUCAGUUGAGUUUGCUGAUCAAGUAUCCAAUGAAGAGAUUGGCUCAAAUUUUGCCGAUAUCGUGACCCAAAUGGCUCAAGAUAUUACAAUGUCUGGGGAACACCGCGGCCGCCUCAUCAAAAUGGCGAAAUGGCUAGUGGAGUCUGCCUUUGUUCCUUUGCGGCUUUUCCAGGAGCGAUGUGAGGAAGAAUUCCUGUGGGAGGCUGAAAUGAUCAAGAUAAAGGCUCAAGAUUUAAAGGCGAAAGAGGUGAGAGUAAACACUCGCCUUCUAUAUCAGCAAACAAAAUUUAACCUUCUCCGGGAAGAGAGUGAGGGUUAUGCCAAACUGGUCACACUUCUCUGUCAAAGUGGUUCUGAAGCUUCAACUCAUAAUGUGUCGGCUGCAACUAUAAGCAUAAUUAAGUCAUUAAUUGGGCACUUUGAUCUGGACCCAAAUCGUGUCUUUGAUAUUGUUUUGGAGUGUUAUGAACUUCAGCCCAAUAACAAUAUAUUCUUAGACCUGAUACCUAUAUUUCCUAAGUCCCAUGCUUCUCAAGUGCUGGGGUUUAAAUUUCAAUCUUAUCAGCGGAUGGAAGUGAAUAGUCCUGUGCCUUUUGGGUUUUAUCGGCUUGCAGCAAUGUUGGUGAAAGAGGAGUUCAUUGAUCUUGAUAGCAUAUAUGCACAUCUGCUUCCGAUGGAUGACGAGGCAUUUGAGAAUUAUGAUGCAUUUUCAGCAAAGCGUUUUGAUGAGGCUAACAAAAUUGGAAAAAUAAAUCUUGCCGCUACUGGGAAGGAUCUGAUGGAUGAUGAAAAACAAGGGGAUGUGACAAUUGACCUUUUUGCUGCCUUGGACAUGGAAAGUGAAGCUGUUAAAGAAUGCUCCCCUGAGAUGGAAAAUAACCAAAGUUUGGGUUUGCUUAGUGGAUUCCUUUCAGUGGAUGACUGGUAUCAUGCUCAGAUGCUGUUUGAUCGUCUCUCUCCACUAAAUCCUGUGGCUCAUGUACAGAUUUGUGAGGGCUUAUUUAGGAUGAUUGAGAAAUCGAUCUCUUCAGCAUACAAAGUCACUUGUCAGGCACACUUUCAGAGUAUUGGGUUGCCAUCCAGAUCUGCUUCUGAUAACAUGGAAACGAGUGCACCCUCAAUUCAGAAAUAUUUUAUUGAUCUUCCUGCUGAACUCUUCCAAAUGCUUGCUUCUGCUGGUCCUUAUCUCCACCGUGAUGCUGUACUGCUACAGAAGGUCUGCAGAGUAUUAAAAAGAUAUUACCUGUCAGCAUUGGAGCUUGUUGCUGAUGGAGGAGCUACUCAAUGUGGUGAUGGGGGGAGUCGAGAUCCUCGCUUGCGCUUAAAGGAAGCUCGGAUGAGGGUUGAGGAAGCCCUAGGUACAUGUUUACUUCCUUCGUUGCAGUUGAUACCUGCAAAUCCUGCCGUUGGACAAGAGAUAUGGGAAGUACUGUGUCUCAUCCCUUACGAGGUGCGUUAUCGUCUGUAUGGUGAAUGGGAAAAAGAUGAUGAGCGAAUUCCUAUGGUUUUAGCUGCAAAGCAGACAGCGAAGUUGGAUACAAGAAGAAUCUUAAAACGGCUUGCAAAGGAAAACUUGAAACAGCUGGGUCGAAUGAUGGCGAAACUAGCACAUGCAAAUCCAAUGAUCGUACUUAGAACAAUUGUUCACCAGAUAGAGGCUUACAGGGAUAUGAUCACUCCAGUUGUGGAUGCAUUCAAAUAUUUGACUCAGCUUGAGUACGAUGUUUUGGAAUACAUAGUGAUCGAGCGUUUGGUGCAAGGGGGGCGUGAGAAACUAAAAGAUGAUGGACUUAAUCCAUCGGAUUGGCUUCAAUCUUUGGCUUCCUUUUGGGGCCACUUGUGUAAGAAGUAUCCCUCGAUGGAACUGAGGGGUCUGUUCCAGUAUCUCGUGAAUCAAUUGAAGAAGGGGCAGGGAAUUGAGCUUGUUCUUUUGCAGGAGCUUAUCCAACAAAUGGCAAAUGUCCAGUACACCGAAAACAUGACAGAGGAGCAGCUGGAUGCAUUGGCGGGGAGCGAGACCCUACGAUGUCAAGCUACAUCUUUUGGGAUGACAAGAAAUAACAAGGCUCUGAUCAAAUCGACUAAUAGGCUGAGGGACGCAUUGCUUCCAAAGGAGGAACCUAAGUUGGCCAUUCCUUUGCUGUUGCUUAUAGCCCAACAUCGCUCUGUGGUUGUCAUAAAUGCAGAUGCACCAUACAUUAAGAUGGUCAGUGAACAGUUUGAUAGAUGCCAUGGGACCCUUCUUCAAUAUGUGGAAUUCCUUUAUAGUGCAAUAACACCAGCUAUAAACUAUGGUCAGCUGGUCCCCUCUCUUGAUGACAUUGUCCACAAAUACCACCUUGAACCAGAGGUUGCCUUUUUAAUAUACCGACCUGUGAUGAGGCUCUUCAAGUGUUCAAAUGGUUCCAAUGUCUACUGGCCUUCUGAUGAUAUUGAAGAGUUGAACACAUCAAUUGCUGACCAGCAGUCUGAAUCCUCAGCCUCAUCUGCUAAUUUGGUCCUGGAUCUUGGUGCUCAGAAUCCUACCAAGUGGUCUGAUCUUCUUGAAACAGUUAGAACAAUUUUACCUUCAAAAGCUUGGAACAGCCUCUCCCCUGAUCUCUAUGCUACUUUUUGGGGGCUCACACUCUAUGAUCUUUAUGUUCCUCGGAACCGAUAUGAAUCUGAGAUUGCUAAGCAGCAAGCUGGUCUGAAAGCCCUAGAAGAGCUUUCUGAUAACUCAAAUUCAGCUAUCAUCAAACGCAAAAAAGACAAGGAAAGAAUCCAGGAAUCUCUCGACCGUUUGACUGCUGAACUCCAAAGGCAUGAAGAAAAUGUUGCAUCUGUUCGUCGAAGACUUGCACGAGAAAAGGAUAAAUGGCUGAGUUCCUGCCCUGAUACUUUGAAAAUUAAUAUGGAGUUUCUUCAGCGCUGUAUUUUCCCACGCUGUAUUUUUGGCAUGCCAGAUGCAGUCUACUGUGCCAAAUUUGUACAUACCCUACAUUCUCUUGGAACUCCUUUUUUCAACACUGUUAAUCAUAUUGAUGUUCUCAUAUGUAAGACCUUACAACCUAUGAUCUGCUGCUGCACCGAAUAUGAAGCCGGUAGACUAGGGAGGUUUUUGUGUGAGACACUAAAAAUGGCUUACCAUUGGAAGAGUGAUGAAUCAAUUUAUGAAUGUGAGUGUGGAAACAUGCCAGGCUUUGCUGUCUAUUAUAGAUAUCCAAACAGCCAGCGUGUCACAUAUAGCCAGUUUAUUAAGGUACACUGGAAAUGGAGUGGACGAAUUACACGCUUGCUCAUUCAGUGCUUGGAAUCAACUGAAUACAUGGAAAUCCGUAAUGCUCUUAUAGUGUUGACAAAAAUUUCGAGUGUUUUUCCCGUUACUAGAAAGAGCGGAAUUAAUCUUGAGAAGCGGGUAGCAAAAAUUAAAGGGGACGAGAGAGAGGAUCUCAAGGUAUUGGCUACAGGUGUUGCUGCUGCUUUGGCUGCUCGAAAGAGUUCAUGGGUUUCUGAGGAGGAAUUCAGCAUGGGGCAUGUUGAUCUGAAGCCAACUCCAUCACCUGCCACAAAGUCUGCAGCUGGUAAUUUAGUAACUGGUUCCAAUGGUUCUGCUCUUAAUAUUUCUCAAGUUGAGACAGUUGGGCCUAGGAAUACCUCUGCUGCAACCCAGCUUCCAGACUCGGGAAAUAUUAUCAAGGAGCAGAUACUGCGGACAAAACCUGUAGAUGGGAGGCUUGAGCCAGCAGAAAGUGUUGUGUUUAUGAAACAUGAUUCUGGACAUGUUAAAUUAAAAGGUGGCUCAUUAGCAAAUGGCUUAGAUACUCAAUCAAUUAUGCAUUCAGGUUCUGGACAAGGUGGAUCAUCCAGAGAAAAUGAAACUCAAAAGCAUAUAGAUGAGCCUGCAAAAGGCACCUUGGAUGUAAACGCGGCAAAAGUUGGUCCUAAAACUGCUGAAUCUGAGUUGAGACCGACAGUAAAACGGGCGGCUGCUGGAUCUUUCUCUAAGCAACCUAAGCAGGAGCAUGCAAAAGAUGAAAAUAAAUCGGUAAAAUCUGUCAGCAGAAUUGCUGGUUCUUCUUCCACCAGUGACACAGAUUUUUCCGUGCAUCCAUCUGAAGUUAGGCAAGUUGUUGCUGCCAAUGCAGCUGCAGCUACAACCAAUGGUGGCACUGUUCCAUAUUCCACUAAAGGUUCAACUGCAUCUGGGAAAACGUCCAUUGAUAUGCAUGGUACCAUACUAAAAAAAGAGAGUGGAUCUGUUAAGCCUUCUGACUUGAGGGCCUCUGCUGGAAAAGAUGCAGAUGAAAAUGAAAAUUCUGAAAUACCAAGGCCUUUCAUAUCUCGACCUGCUCACUCUCCCAUCCGUGAUGAUGCUUCCAGCGCAACAAAGUCUAUGGAGAAGCAACAAAAGAGACCUAGUCCAGCCGAAGGACAGGACAGAAUAAACAAGCGGAGGAAAGGUGAUGGAGAAGGGAAUGAUUUAGAGGUAGAUUUUCGGUUCUCUGACAGGGAGAGGUCUGGGGAUGUACGAUUAGCUGACAAAUCCCAUUCUUCUGAUGUUGACAAGCCUGGAACUGAUGAAAAAAUUCCUAAUAGGGCUACAGAUAAGCUUUUGGAUAGACCAAAAGAUAAGGGCAGUGAAAGACAUGAUAGAGACCAUAGGGAAAGAUUGGAACGCCCUGAUAAGUCACGUGGAGAUGAGAUUUUGGCAGAAAAAUCAAGGGAUAGGUCAAUAGAAAGACAUGGGAGAGAACGUUCAGUUGAAAGAGCACAAGACAGAGGAGCUGACAGGAAUUCUGAUAGGAUAGGUGACAAAGGUAAGGAUGACAGAACUAAAGAUGAUCGUAGUAAACCUCGCUAUAGUGAGACAUCUUCUGAAAAGUCCCGUGCUGAUGAUCGUCUUCGUGCACAAAGCUUGCCCCCUCCACCACCUCUACCUCCUAAUGUAGUUCCCCAAUCUGUUAAUUCUAAUCGAAGAGAUGAAGGUGCUGACAGGAGGGUCAGUAAUAUCAGACACAUUCAGAGGCUCUCUCCUAGACAUGAAGAAAAAGAACGGAGACGCUCAGAGGAAAAUUUGUUGGUUUCACAAGAUGAUGCAAAGCGUAGAAGAGAAGAUGACUUUCGAGAGAGAAAACGUGAUGAACAGGACGGUCCAUCAAUCAAGGUGGAGGAUAGGGAGAGGGACAAAAUUAACCUCUUGAAGGAUGACAUGGAUGUAAAUGGAGCAUCCAAAAGGCGAAAACUUAAAAGGGAGCACCUGUCGUCAGGGGAAACUGGUGAUUAUCCACUGGCAGUCCCACCACCACCUUCUCUUGCACUUGGUUUGUCACUGUCAUAUCAUGUAAGAGAACGGGACAGGAAAGGGGCCAUGGCCCAGAGGUCAGGCUGCUUGGAGGAACCACUGCCAAGGGUUCAUGGCAAAGAAGCCGCUAGCAGCAAGAUUCUCCGUCGGGAUGAUCAGAUUUAUGACAGAGAGUGGGAGGAUGAGAAGAGGCAGAGAGCUGAACCAAAACGAAGGCAUCGAAAAUAAAGAUGGAAUUGAAGUGCAUUAUACUGGCUUCCUGUUUCUGGUUCAUAUAUAUGUGACCCCCCUGGUGUGCCACCAGUCCAGUGACUGCCGUCUUCUCACCAAUGCUGAUACCUUCUUUUUCAAUUCCUGUGUCUUAUGAGCUAUUUCAAUUGACAUUAAUUAUUUUUUGGGGGGUCAUAGUUUCGAGUAAUUUUUUCCUCAAUUUUCGGCCAUUGACACAAGUUCCUGCUUUGGUGUAUAAAAACGUAUGAUAGAGGGAGGUUGUCUAAUUAUGCAAUCUCUUCUGUAGUUCUGUAGUUUCCAACUUUGUAAAGAAAAUUUUCUUUCUGAUACAAUUGUGAUAGCUCUGGCAUUAUGCCAAAUUUUGUGAUUUCAUAGUUGGGCAUGUAUCAAUGUUAAAAAAACUUUGGAAGCA
Macadamia integrifolia is the source of this 6444-nucleotide messenger RNA. Its product is annotated as THO complex subunit 2-like. Gene Ontology annotation, biological process: mRNA processing; mRNA export from nucleus. Lineage: Eukaryota; Viridiplantae; Streptophyta; Magnoliopsida; Proteales; Proteaceae. Bases 339 to 6029 code for a protein of 1896 amino acids. The record is from RefSeq and is a predicted model, not a curated record. Gene Ontology annotation, molecular function: mRNA binding. The transcript is spliced from 32 exons. Gene Ontology annotation, cellular component: THO complex part of transcription export complex.